Molecule: messenger RNA, 8429 nt
Organism: Petromyzon marinus (sea lamprey)
Lineage: Eukaryota; Metazoa; Chordata; Hyperoartia; Petromyzontiformes; Petromyzontidae
Gene: EPPK1
Product: epiplakin 1
Biological process (GO): intermediate filament cytoskeleton organization
Cellular component (GO): cytoskeleton
Molecular function (GO): protein binding
Source: RefSeq, a predicted model, not a curated record
CGUGCGGCAUCCCCGCUUCUUACCCCCGGCGUCAUGAGCGCCGUGCCCGAAGCCCAGGCUGAGGAGGCGCAGCCCAGCAUCAUAGACGGGAAGAUCCUCUCCAAGCAAGAUGAGCGUGAGCGCGUCCAGAAGAAGACCUUCACCAAGUGGGUUAACAAUCACCUGCAGAAGGUGAACGCUAAAAUCUCCGACCUCUUUGAGGACCUGCGAGAUGGACACAACCUCAUCUCCCUGCUGGAGGUCCUCUCCGGAGAGAAGCUGCCCCGAGAGAAGGGCAGCAUGGCUUUCCACAAGCGCCAGAAUGUGCAGUUCGCUCUGGAAUUCCUGCGCAAUCAAAACGUGAAGCUGGUGAACAUCCGCAGUGAUGACAUCGUGGACGGAAACCCCAAGCUCAUCCUAGGCCUCAUCUGGACCAUCAUUGGUCACUUCCAGGUGCCGGACGUGAGUGUGGGUGAGGAGCACACGGCGCUCCGUGCCGAAGACAAACUGCUGCUGUGGGUGCGCGGCGUCAUCGCCGGCACCCCGGGGCUCGUGUGCAACGACUUCACGAGCUCGUGGCGUGACGGCCACGUGUUCUGCGCCCUCCUGCGCUCGCAUCUGCCAAAGGCCGUGGACCUCGAUCAGCUGUCUCGGAGGAACGUUCACGAGAGGCUGGAGUUGGCCUUCUCCCAGGCAGAGCAGCACUUGGGCGUCCCCAGAAUCCUCGACGUGGAAGAUGUCGAUGUCCCAACGCCAGACUCAAAGUCAAUUAUGACUUACGUCUCCUUGCUCUACACAGCUUUCCAGAAGAAAAUCACAGAGGAAGAGGCUGCAAGAAGUGCAAGUACCAAAGGACUCAGCUUGUCAGAAGUUGAAGUUAUUUUAAAAAACACAAAACAGAAGGUGGGUUCCAAAGCGGAACCCAAGUCCCUGUGGGAUCUGCUCCACUCGGAAUAUUUCAGUGAAGACGAUAGACGCAAACUCAUUGAGGAAUUCCGGCUGGGAAAGCUGACACUCGAAAAGAUGUCUGAAGCCAUCUUGAAGAAUGUGCAGAUGAAGCAGAGAGAAAAUGUCAAGUUCAGAGGCCUUAGGCGAGAGGUGUCGCUCAAGCUUCUUGUGGACUCGCACAUUGUGGACGACAAAACAGCGAACGAGGUUGUUGAAGGCUCAAAAUCCGUUUCUGAAAUCACCAAAACCAUCGACCGGUACUUAGGAAGUUCUAAGAGCAUUGCUGGGCUGUACAUCGAAAAAACCCAAGAAAAGAUUCCACUUUACAAAGCCAUGGUGAAGAGAAUGUUACGCCCAGGGACCACUCUGGAACUCUUGGAGGCACAAGCUGCCACUGGCUUCUUGAUAGACCCAGUGAAUGACCUCAAGAUGUCUGUGGAGGAUGCCGUGGACAAGGGGCUCGUAGGGUACGAUUUUAAGGAUAAGCUUAUGUCUGCAGAGCGUGCGGUGACAGGUUACACGGACCCGGUUACUAAGAAAACUAUUUCCCUGUUCCAAGCGAUGGAUAAAGAUCUAAUACUUAAGAGCCACGGCAUCCGCCUUUUGGAAGCUCAAAUCGCCACAGGUGGAAUCAUUGACCCGCAGGCCAGCCAUCGUCUUCCAGUGGAAGUGGCCUACAGCCGAGGACUGUUUGAUGAGGAGAUGAACCAAAUAUUGUCCGACCCCAAUGAUGACACUAAGGGAUUUUUUGAUCCAAACACUGAAGAGAACCUCACUUAUUUAGAAUUGAUGCAACGUUGCAUCACUGACCCUGACACAGGUUUAUGCUUGCUACCUUUGAAGGAAAAAGGUAACAAGUUUGGGAUUGUCAGUUCAGGUGAUGGUCUGAAACUAAUCCAAUCAAACAUUGUUCAAAGUGCCCAGAUCGAAACUUCUUCCCAUACCACAACGAUAAAAAUAACUACAAUCACAUUAACAGAAGAGGAAGUGUGGAAACAACUUCAAAAUGCAUAUAUUGACAUAUCCUUUGGGAAGUUUUCUGGAAAGAAGCUGUCAAUUAAAGAGUUAUUUGAAACAGAUCUCAUCGAUGAAGCCACGAAAAGGAAACUACUAGACGACUUCAGAUCUGGCAAAAUUUCAUUUGAGAAACUAAUGAUCAUGAUUACUGAAAUAAUUGAGCGACAAAAGCAAAGUCAAAAGGGUAGAAGUAUUUCAUUUAAGGGGCUGCGAAAGCCAGUGUCUGUAGAAGAACUGGUCAAAUCAAAACUCUUGGACAGUAAAACGGUAGAGCAGUUGAUGCAAGGCCUAAAAUCAGAGGAAGAAGUUAGGCGUUCGAUACAAAACUACCUUGGCGGAUCAACUGCUAUUGCCGGAGUUUACAUUGAAGCAACAAAGGAAAAAAUGUCCAUAUACAAUGCCUUGAAGAAGGGAUUUUUGAGGCCAGGAACCAGUUUGGUUUUGCUGGAAGCACAGGCAGCUACAGGAUUCAUUGUUGAUCCCAUCAACAACCUCAAACUGUCAGUGGAUGAGGCAGUGGAACAGAAAGUAGUGGGAUGGGAUUACAAAGACAAACUCCUUUCAGCAGAGCGAGCCGUCACUGGGUACACAGAUCCAUACUCUAAAGAAACAAUCUCACUGUUCCAGGCCAUGAAGAAGGAACUCAUCUUGAAAGAUCAUGGCAUCCGGCUCUUGGAAGCUCAAAUCGCUACUGGUGGCAUCAUUGACCCGCAGGCCAGCCAUCGUCUUCCAGUGGAAGUGGCCUACAGCCGAGGACUGUUUGAUGAGGAGAUGAACCAAAUAUUGUCCGACCCCAAUGAUGACACUAAAGGUUUCUUUGAUCCAAACACUCAGGAGAACCUCACGUAUUUAGACCUCAAGAAUCGCUGCAUCACCGAACCAGAGACUGGACUGUGUUUGCUGCCAAUUAAAGACAAGAACUCAAAAACAACGACACUCAUUGUCAGCAGUGAAACCGUGCAGACUGACAGUCAAGGAAAAAAUAAAUCCAAUAAUGGUGUAGAUCUUAAGAUGGAGAAAUCUGAAGUGGUAUCAAGUGGGGUCCCACGUAUUGUCCAGGAAAGUGAAAUGUUGGACACGUUCACAAAGUCAACGGUUACGAUCAAGAGUGGAAAAUUUGCCAACAGAAAAAUGUCUAUACUGGAAAUAUUUGAGACUGAUCUGGUUGACAAAGAAAGGAAAGAGAAAUUAAUAAAUGAUUAUAAAACUGGAAAGAUUUCUCAGGAGAUUUUGCUCAUCAUGAUAAUUGAAAUAAUUGAGACAGAGAGAAUGAGUGAAAAAAUGAAAAACAUGAAAUUUAAAGGACUACGAAAGCAGGUGACAUUGGAUGAGCUGUUCAAGUCAAAAAUUGUGGACAUGAAAACCGUCCAACAACUGGAUGAUGGUGAGAAAACUCAGGAUGAAGUGGGAAGUUCUAUACUAAACUAUCUAGAAGGAUCAACUGCUAUUGCUGGCCUAUACAUUGAAGCAACCAAAGAAAAAAUGUCUAUAUACAAUGCCUUGAAGAAGGGUUAUUUGAGGCCAGGAACCAGCUUGGUUUUGCUAGAAGCGCAGGCAGCUACAGGGUUCAUUGUUGAUCCCAUCAACAACUUGAAACUGUCAGUGGAUGAAGCGGUGGAACAGAAAGUAGUGGGAUGGGAAUACAAAGACAAACUCCUUUCAGCAGAGCGAGCUGUCACUGGGUACACUGAUCCGUACUCUAAAGAAACACUUUCACUCUUCCAGGCCAUGAAAAAGGAACUCAUCUUAAAAGACCAUGGGAUCCGCCUCCUGGAAGCUCAAAUCGCCACAGGCGGCAUCAUCGACCCGCAAGCCAGCCAUCGUCUUCCGGUGGAAGUGGCCUACAGCAGAGGACUGUUUGAUGAGGAAAUGAACCAAAUAUUGGCCGAUCCCAGUGAUGACACCAAGGGCUUUUUUGAUCCAAACACUGAAGAGAACCUCACAUAUUUAGAUCUCAAGCAGCGCUGCAUCACUGACCCUGACACAGGUCUAUGCCUGCUAUCUCUGAAGGAAAAACGAACCAAGUUUGGGAACGUCAGUUCAAGUGAUGUUCCAAAAAUAGUUGAAUCAAAGACUGUUCAGAGUGCUCAGAUUGGAACAUCAUCCCAAACUACAACAAUUACAACGACCACUACGACCACACUUACAGAAGUAGAAAUUUGGAACAAACUUCAAAAUAAAUAUAUUGAAAUAUCCUUUGGGAAGUUCUCUGGAAAGAAGCUGUCACUAAAAGAGUUAUUUGAAACAGAUCUCAUUGAUGAAGCAACGAAAAAGCAACUACUAGACGACUUCAGAUCUGGCAAAAUUUCAUUUGAGAAACUAAUUAUCACAAUUACUGAAAUAAUUGAACGACAGAGGCAAAGUCAAAAGGGUAGAAGCAUUUCAUUUAAGGGGCUGCGAAAGCCAGUGUCUGUAGAAGAACUAGUCAAAUCAAAACUCUUGGACAGUAAAACAGUAGAGGAGUUGAUGCAAGGCCUAAAAUCAGAAGAAGAAGUUAGGCGUUCGAUACAAAACUACCUUGGCGGAUCAACUGCUAUUGCCGGAGUUUACAUUGAAGCAACAAAGGAAAAAAUGUCCAUAUACAAUGCCUUGAAGAAGGGAUUUUUGAGGCCAGGAACCAGUUUGGUUUUGCUGGAAGCACAGGCAGCUACAGGAUUCAUUGUUGAUCCCAUCAACAACCUCAAACUGUCAGUGGAUGAGGCAGUGGAACAGAAAGUAGUGGGAUGGGAUUACAAAGACAAACUCCUUUCAGCAGAGCGAGCCGUCACUGGGUACACAAAUCCAUACUCUAAAGAAACAAUCUCACUGUUCCAGGCCAUGAAGAAGGAACUCAUCUUGAAAGAUCAUGGCAUCCGGCUCUUGGAAGCUCAAAUCGCUACUGGUGGCAUCAUUGACCCGGAGGCCAGCCAUCGUCUUCCAGUGGAAGUGGCCUAUAGCCGAGGACUGUUUGAUGAGGAGAUGAACCAAAUAUUGUCCGACCCCAAUGAUGACACUAAAGGUUUCUUUGAUCCAAACACUCAGGAGAACCUCACGUAUUUAGACCUCAAGAAUCGCUGCAUCACCGAACCAGAGACUGGACUGUGUUUGUUGCCAAUUAAAGACAAGAACUCAAAAACGACACUCAUUGUCAGCAGUGAAACCGUGCAGACUGACAGUCAAGGAAAAAAUAAAUCCAAUAAUGGUGUAGAUCUUAAGAUGGAGAAAUCUGAAGUGGUAUCAAGUGGGGUCCCACGUAUUGUCCAGGAAAGUGAAAUGUUGGACACGUUCACAAAGUCAACGGUUACGAUCAAGAGUGGAAAAUUUGCCAACAGAAAAAUGUCUAUACUGGAAAUAUUUGAGACUGAUCUGGUUGACAAAGAAAGGAAAGAGAAAUUAAUAAAUGAUUAUAAAACUGGAAAGAUUUCUCAGGAGAUUUUGCUCAUCAUGAUAAUUGAAAUAAUUGAGACAGAGAGAAUGAGUGAAAAAAUGAAAAACAUGAAAUUUAAAGGCUUACGAAAGCAGGUGACAUUGGAUGAGCUGUUCAAGUCAAAAAUUGUGGACAUGAAAACCGUCCAACAACUGGAUGAUGGUGAGAAAACUCAGGAUGAAGUGGGAAGUUCUAUACUAAACUAUCUAGAAGGAUCAACUGCUAUUGCUGGACUAUACAUUGAAGCAACCAAAGAAAAAAUGUCCAUAUACAAUGCCUUGAAGAAGGGUUAUUUGAGGCCAGGAACCAGCUUGGUUUUGCUAGAAGCGCAGGCAGCUACAGGGUUCAUUGUUGAUCCCAUCAACAACUUGAAACUGUCAGUGGAUGAAGCGGUGGAACAGAAAGUAGUGGGAUGGGAAUACAAAGACAAACUCCUUUCAGCAGAGCGAGCUGUCACUGGGUACACUGAUCCGUACUCUAAAGAAACACUUUCACUCUUCCAGGCCAUGAAAAAGGAACUCAUCUUAAAAGACCAUGGGAUCCGCCUCCUGGAAGCUCAAAUCGCCACAGGCGGCAUCAUCGACCCGCAAGCCAGCCAUCGUCUUCCGGUGGAAGUGGCCUACAGCAGAGGACUGUUUGAUGAGGAAAUGAACCAAAUAUUGGCCGACCCCAGUGAUGACACCAAGGGCUUUUUUGAUCCAAACACUGAAGAGAACCUCACAUAUUUAGAUCUCAAGCAGCGCUGCAUCACUGACCCUGACACAGGUCUAUGCCUGCUAUCUCUGAAGGAAAAACGAACCAAGUUUGGGAACGUCAGUUCAGGUGAUGUUCCAAAAAUAGUUGAAUCAAAGACUGUUCAGAGUGCUCAGAUUGGAACAUCGUCCCAAACUACAACAAUUACAACGACCACUACGACCACACUUACAGAAGUAGAAAUUUGGAACAAACUUCAAAAUAAAUAUAUUGAAAUAUCCUUUGGGAAGUUCUCUGGAAAGAAGCUGUCACUAAAAGAGUUAUUUGAAACAGAUCUCAUUGAUGAAGCAACGAAAAAGCAACUACUAGACGACUUCAGAUCAGGCAAAAUUUCGUUUGAGAAACUAAUGAUCACAAUUACUGAAAUAAUUGAACGACAGAGGCAAAGUCAAAAGGGUAGAAGCAUUUCAUUUAAGGGGCUGCGAAAGCCAGUGUCUGUAGAAGAACUGGUCAAAUCAAAACUCUUGGACAGUAAAACGGUAGAGCAGUUGAUGCAAGGCCUAAAAUCAGAGGAAGAAGUUAGGCAUUCGAUACAAAACUACCUUGGCGGAUCAACUGCUAUUGCCGGAGUUUACAUUGAAGCAACAAAGGAAAAAAUGUCCAUAUACAAUGCCUUGAAGAAGGGAUUUUUGAGGCCAGGAACCAGUUUGGUUUUGCUGGAAGCACAGGCAGCUACAGGAUUCAUUGUUGAUCCCAUCAACAACCUCAAACUGUCAGUGGAUGAGGCAGUGGAACAGAAAGUAGUGGGAUGGGAUUACAAAGACAAACUCCUUUCAGCAGAGCGAGCCGUCACUGGGUACACAAAUCCAUACUCUAAAGAAACAAUCUCACUGUUCCAGGCCAUGAAGAAGGAACUCAUCUUGAAAGAUCAUGGCAUCCGGCUCUUGGAAGCUCAAAUCGCUACUGGUGGCAUCAUUGACCCGGAGGCCAGCCAUCGUCUUCCAGUGGAAGUGGCCUAUAGCCGAGGACUGUUUGAUGAGGAGAUGAACCAAAUAUUGUCCGACCCCAAUGAUGACACUAAAGGUUUCUUUGAUCCAAACACUCAGGAGAACCUCACGUAUUUAGACCUCAAGAAUCGCUGCAUCACUGAACCAGAGACUGGACUGUGUUUGCUGCCAAUUAAAGACAAGAACUCAAAAACAACGACACUCAUUGUCAGCAGUGAAACCGUGCAGACUGACAGUCAAGGAAAAAAUAAAUCCAAUAAUGGUGUAGAUCUUAAGAUGGAGAAAUCUGAAGUGGUAUCAAGUGGGGUCCCACGUAUUGUCCAGGAAAGUGAAAUGUUGGACACGUUCACAAAGUCAACGGUUACGAUCAAGAGUGGAAAAUUUGCCAACAGAAAAAUGUCUAUACUGGAAAUAUUUGAGACUGAUCUGGUUGACAAAGAAAGGAAAGAGAAAUUAAUAAAUGAUUAUAAAACUGGAAAGAUUUCUCAGGAGAUUUUGCUCAUCAUGAUAAUUGAAAUAAUUGAGACAGAGAGAAUGAGUGAAAAAAUGAAAAACAUGAAAUUUAAAGGAUUACGAAAGCAGGUGACAUUGGAUGAGCUGUUCAAGUCAAAAAUUGUGGACAUGAAAACCGUCAAACAACUGGAUGAUGGUGAGAAAACUCAGGAUGAAGUGGGAAGUUCUAUACUAAACUAUCUAGAAGGAUCAACUGCUAUUGCUGGACUAUACAUUGAAGCAACCAAAGAAAAAAUGUCCAUAUACAAUGCCUUGAAGAAGGGUUAUUUGAGGCCAGGAACCAGCUUGGUUUUGCUAGAAGCGCAGGCAGCUACAGGGUUCAUUGUUGAUCCCAUCAACAACUUGAAACUGUCAGUGGAUGAAGCGGUGGAACAGAAAGUAGUGGGAUGGGAAUACAAAGACAAACUCCUUUCAGCAGAGCGAGCUGUCACUGGGUACACUGAUCCGUACUCUAAAGAAACACUUUCACUCUUCCAGGCCAUGAAAAAGGAACUCAUCUUAAAAGACCAUGGGAUCCGCCUCCUGGAAGCUCAAAUCGCCACAGGCGGCAUCAUCGACCCGCAAGCCAGCCAUCGUCUUCCGGUGGAAGUGGCCUACAGCAGAGGACUGUUUGAUGAGGAAAUGAACCAAAUAUUGGCCGAUCCCAGUGAUGACACCAAGGUUUUUGAUCCAAACACUGAAGAGAACCUCACAUAUUUAGAUCUCAAAGCAGCGCUGCAUCACUGACCCUGACACAGGUCUAUGCCUGCUAUCUCUGAAGGAAAAACGAACCAAGUUUGGGAACGUCAGUUCAAGUGAUGUUCCAAAAAUAGUUGAAUCAAAGACUGUUCAGAGUGCUCAGAUUGGAACAUCAUCCCAAACUACAA